Molecule: messenger RNA, 4627 nt
Organism: Dreissena polymorpha
Lineage: Eukaryota; Metazoa; Mollusca; Bivalvia; Myida; Dreissenidae
Exons: 8
Coding region: 198-2321 (707 amino acids)
Biological process (GO): base-excision repair, AP site formation
Cellular component (GO): nucleus
Molecular function (GO): mismatch base pair DNA N-glycosylase activity
Source: RefSeq, a predicted model, not a curated record
CGGCGUCGCCAUUUUUUAUAGUGACGUUGCUGGGCAGAGCUUUUACUAUUUACGCCGGUUUCACCGGUUACACAACACUUUAAAAUCGAUUAAAACAAACAAACAUCGGUAACGCGAGUCGACAGUUUUUCGCGAAUUCGGAAUUAAAAACGAGGGGCGAAGAGCCACUGCCAGGUAAAGUAUUGAAGAGGGCAAGUAUGGACCGGGAUUCAGGGUACAUAAUGUUGGGACCAGCAGAUAUAAAAAUGGAACCAAUCGAUAUCAAAGUGGAACCAGUCGAUAUCAAACAGGAAAUGGAUCCAGACAGCAUUAUGGGACGUGCGCCAAAAAUAAAGGGUCAACCUAAGAAGUUGAAGCAGGAGAAGAUAACUGACCACGUGACGGUGAAAAAACGCAAGGUGGACCGCUUUAAGGGGAUGCCUGAGGAGGAGGUUGCCAAGAGACUGCUGCCUGACCACCUGGCCCCGAAUCUUGACAUUGUCAUUGUUGGUAUCAAUCCAGGCCUGUACGCAGCCUUCGUGGGCCACCAUUAUGCUGGACCAGGCAACCAUUUCUGGAAGUGUAUGUACCUGUCUGGGCUGAUCCCAGAGCCCAUGAACGCCAUGCAGGACUUCAAGUUGCUUGAGUACGGUAUCGGCUUCACCAACAUAGUUGCUAGGACGACCAGGGGCAGUGCUGAUCUCACCAAGAAGGAAAUCAAAGAAGGUGCUCAACUGCUGACUGAGAAACUUCUCCAAUAUAAACCCAAGAUUGCUGUGUUCAAUGGAAAAGGUAUCUACGAGAUAUUUGUCGGUCACAAGAACUUUCACUUUGGCAAACAGCCGGAGCCUCUGCCUGGCACUGAAACGGCUGUGUACGUAAUGCCCUCCUCCAGCGCUCGAUGCAGCCAGUUGCCAAGGGCGGUCGACAAGGUGCCGUUCUAUGAGGCACUCAAAAAGUUCCGUGAUCACCUGACUGGCAAACUUCCCAAUCUCCAGGAGUCGGAGAUAACCUUUCCGGAUCUUGCUCUGAAAACUGCCGUGAAAAAGGAACCAAAGGUUGAGAAUCUCGAGGAUUAUCCCGGGGAACUUGAUUCUAUGUCUCAGUUCUCACAUCAAGGGUCUAUGGACUCUGCAGAUCAGUUCUUGUCCGGCUUUGAACAGCAGUUGUCUCAGUUCAGUUCAGGAUCGUAUCAGGUCAUUCCUCACACUUCGGGUAUGCCCGGUAUGGGGUCUAGUCAGUCCACCUACCCACAGCAGAAUGACUUUUCUCAUAAUCAUCAGCAUCAAAAUCAUCAUUACCUUCAGCAGCAUCAGCAGCAAUCGCAGAAGCAGACCAGUUACAGCCCAGCCAUAUCUAGUCAGUCUUUCAGGGAACCAGUCUAUUCCUCUGAACAGGAAAUGAGAAAUGGAAAUCUGCCGAGUCAUGAUGGCGGACAGAUUCGUGUAAAACAAGAAGCAGUUGAGAGAGAUGCAGAUAUGCAAUCAUGUAGCAAUAAUCAUACUCAUUCUGAGACAAUUUCGUUGGGUCAAAUAGAGGUGUACAGCCAAGCAAAUGCAACACAUUCAGAUUCUCAUAUGAACAACUUUCUCAAUGGUCUGUAUGGAAUGGUGAAUCAGGUGGCUGGCAGUCAGAGCAGCCAGUCAAAGUACGGACUUGUAACACAUUCCAGUAUCACUCAGGGUGGACCAGUCCAGUUUAAUGAUGCUCUGAGGGACAUUGUUCGUGAAGGCAGCACAGAAGAUGACUUUGAUCUUGGACCAGGUUUGUCCUCAUCAUCAUCAUCAAACAACUUUGGUAAAAAUUCUGCUGAAGGAAGUCCUCAGGGUGUGAAAGAAACCAAGUCUUCCAAGGGUAAAGCUUCCAAGACCUCUAAACCGAGGAAAAGAAAAUCAAAGUCAAAUGAAAGUUUUGAUGAUGAGGAGGCGGUUAAUUCUCCACCUGUCCAGCAGAAUGUCUUGCCACCUCCUUUGUCACAGUCUUCUACCUCGCCUUCAUUGCACCAGAUGACCUCAGCUCAUACUCUGCCAUCAUUCCUACCUUACUCGAGUCAAAUACCGUACAUGACCAAUCCCAUGAUGGCAUAUGCAAACGCUUCUUAUAUGUCACAAAUGUCUGCAAUGCAAAGCAUGUACAUGCCUCACUCUGGUUUUCAAAGUUCUAUUAAUAGUAACACCCAGGGGUAUCCCCAGAUGUUUACCAAUGGCUAUCAACCAUUUAUGGGAAUGGCAGGAUAUUCCAGUUUUGGAAACAAUGGGGGAGGAUAUGGGGGAAAUCAUGGUCAAGAUGGGACAGGAAUUCCAUCAGUGCCUGCAAUAAAACAAGAAAAGCCAGAUUAUUGAAGCUGGACGGCUUAAUGAGAUCUUAUUAUUUUAUAGCGAAGAACUACACUGAAUAACAAAUAUUAUUUUAAAUCUUUGUAAAAUCACGUACAUCAACAUAUCUAUUAUUUACCAGUAUAUUGAUUAAAUGAAUUAACUAAUAAUAAUGAUGCAGGCAUUAAACUAGUAAAUUAGAUGUGCUUAUGACAAAAAAAUCUUAAGUUUUAUUUGGUGGUUUUGGAAUUGCCUGUCUUGCAAUCCUGAAAAUGAAUUACUUCAAAUAAAUUGAUCUUGAACCACACAUUCCGCAGUUAUCAGGGAUUUUUCUUGAUGUUAAUGACAAAGACUGUCCAACGAUGUUAUUUGGUCUAUGAAUAUGAAGACAAUUGUGUGUUAUGGUUUCUCUAGCCUUUAAAGGUUUUGAUAUUACUAUUAGAGAUGUUUUAGGUAACAAGUACCGUAAUUUUAAAGACAUUUUGUUAGAGUAUUUACAAUAUUUGAAAAAAAUAUUUACACAUUUGUAUUCAUAGUUGUACUUAAAUUAUUCGUUUUCUGAUUUAUGUAUAUCCAAUUAUUGGAUAUGUUUGCAUUUUUGGCAAACCAUAUAUUUUGUUAGAAAUAUUGUUUGGCUAAUUACAUAUCUCAUAAUCUUUUGUUAGUGAUACUGUUUUUGCUUUCGCUUGCUUUCUGUUGUAAACUUUUAUUAUUUUGUAGUUAGUUGUAAUGCAUUUCAUGCUAUAUGCCAUAGGUUUUAGAUUACAUUUUCGUUCAUGCCUUAAGCUUCCAUAUAAAACCUGAUAACAUUGUAUUUUUUCAGAUUAUUCAUAAGGUGCUGCAAAUUAUAAAUUAUAAACAUUAGAAAGAUGAGCUUUAGAUUUAAGAAUAGGCUAAAAAUAGUAAAAUAUUAUGCUUGCCCUUUUAUCACUAUGAAACAUGCUGAAGUUGCAGUAUUACUGUUUAUGAUUAAAAUGGCUAAACUGAUCCAAACAAACAAGGCCAAGUGAUCAAAACAAACAAGUUGUAGCAUCUGUCUUUGUCUUUUAGUGUUUUUUUUAAAUCAGACUUCAGUUUAUAAUGACACCAAAAUCAUGGUAAAUAUAAGCCUGAUAUUAGACAGUGUAAUCAUCAAACUGGGGCUGGUGAGCCUGGUAUGGUGGUCACUGUAGAGGAAAGGGGGUACUUUCAGUACUUAAAAUCUCAAGAGCUGGAAAUGGCACUAUUUUUCAAAAUUUGUCCCAACUUUCAUGGGUCUAGGAAUGGAAAUUAUGUAUGAAUGCUGGUACACUCUUCAGGUCCUCACAUAAUGCAGUCUCAUGACCUCAUAAACUAACGUUAUUUACCAACAGUUGUAUGGUACCAUAAGUUCAUUUGCCUGAAAAUGUUUUUUAUUGCAUAAUGCUUGGCCUUUCGCAAGAUGUUGUUGAAAUGCUAAACAUUACUGUUUGUUAUGUGUUUCCUUUUUGUCUUUUAAUAAUUAGCUUUUAAUGAACCUGAAGUUUACAAAACAACAUCUGAAUAUUUUUUCAGCUGGCAUAUAAUUUUUAUAUUAAUAUUAUCGACAAAUAUUUUUAUUUGUUACAAUGUUUUUUUCUACUAUUUCUAUAUAGUUUUAGUUUUUAACACAACAUUAUACAAUGUAUUUAGAUGUUUUUAUGUAUUAUGACAUGUUCAAUGUGAAUGUUCAUACAAAAUGUGUUCAUGGAAUGUGCAUGGCCUGUCAGUAGACUUUGCUUUUAUUUAACCAUAUCCCCCAUUAGAAGCAAAGUGAAAAUGGCUUUUGCAACCAGCAUAAAACCAGAACAGCCUGCGGGUACCUCGCUGCCUGUUUAGGUUUUAUUCUGUUUGCUUCUCAUCAGUAUCUAAUGGUUGGAAAUGAAGCCUUUAAAACUUGAAUCUAGUAAGAAAGGUCUUUAAUUAAAUGUAAAUUUCUAAGGGACUACAAAUAGGUGAAAAUACGUAUCUAAGUGGUCUAGCAAUAGACAGGUGUGUUCAUUUAAAAUAGUCAUGUGCAAUUCCACAGAUUCAUUUGAUUUGUACAAUCUUCAUUUUAAUGGCAUUUCUACAAUGUUGAUUCUAAAUUAUUUCUGUACUAGAGCAUUACUGAUGUAUAAUAGAUCUUUCCCCCAUAUUUGCUGUUGUGAUUGCACAUAUUUGCAAAUGAGAUGUCUCGCAAAUAAUGCCAAGAUAUUCUUUGUGUUCACAUAUUUUACACUGACAUGUUACACUGAUGUGAAUCUGUCUGUAAAUGAAAUAUUAUGUACUAUAGUAGUAUCAUUUUGUAAUUGAGUCAUUUUUACUACAAAAAUAAAUAUUCUUCUUUAUAGUCA